Messenger RNA from Sphaerodactylus townsendi, 2251 nucleotides. It is a transcript of the gene RRM2, whose product is annotated as ribonucleotide reductase regulatory subunit M2. Gene Ontology annotation, biological process: deoxyribonucleotide biosynthetic process. Gene Ontology annotation, cellular component: cytosol. The record is from RefSeq and is a predicted model, not a curated record. Lineage: Eukaryota; Metazoa; Chordata; Lepidosauria; Squamata; Sphaerodactylidae. Gene Ontology annotation, molecular function: ribonucleoside-diphosphate reductase activity, thioredoxin disulfide as acceptor. The coding region runs from base 127 to 1302 and encodes 391 amino acids. The transcript is spliced from 10 exons.
CAAGUUCGAAGCCAAUAUAAAGCGGCGGCGGGGCCGGCUUUUUCCCUUCAUCGCUGCAGAACUUUGCAGAGAUCUAAGCGGCCCUUCACGCCAUCGUCUUUCCUUGUCCUCUUUCCCGCCAACGUGAUGCUGUCCUCUCGCCCCCCACUCGCGGCUCGCCAGCAGGACGCCCCCUCGACCCGCCUGUCGCCCCUAAAGAACUUAGCCUUGGACGACAAGGAGAACACGCCUCCAUCGCUCAGCACAACCCGGGUACUGGCUUCUAAGACAGCCAGGAGGAUCUUCCUAGAGGCGGAUGUUCCUAAAAGCACAAAGGUACCUUCGACCAACAUACAGGACGAACCUCUGCUUCGGGAAAAUCCUCAUCGCUUCGUUAUCUUUCCCAUUCAAUAUCAUGAUAUCUGGAAGAUGUACAAGAAGGCAGAGGCUUCAUUCUGGACCGCUGAAGAGGUGGAUCUCUCCAAAGAUCUUCAGCACUGGGAAUCCUUAAAGUCCGAAGAGAAGUACUUCAUUUCACAUGUUUUGGCAUUCUUCGCUGCAAGUGAUGGCAUUGUCAAUGAAAAUUUGGUGGAGCGGUUCAGCCAGGAAGUCCAGGUCACCGAAGCUCGUUGUUUCUACGGCUUCCAGAUUGCCAUGGAGAACAUCCAUUCAGAAAUGUACAGCUUGCUUAUCGACACUUAUAUCAAGGAUCCGAAAGAGAGGGAAUUUCUGUUCAAUGCCAUAGAAACACUGCCAUGUGUUAAACAGAAAGCUGACUGGGCCAUGCGCUGGAUUGGGGAUAAGCAUGCCACUUAUGGAGAACGUGUGGUUGCUUUUGCUGCAGUAGAAGGGAUCUUCUUUUCCGGUUCUUUUGCAUCAAUCUUUUGGUUGAAGAAGCGGGGACUGAUGCCGGGACUCACUUUUUCCAAUGAACUCAUCAGCAGAGAUGAGGGCUUGCACUGUGAUUUUGCUUGUCUGAUGUUCAAACACUUGGUACACAAACCAUCUGAGCAGCAAGUGCGAGAGAUCAUCACUAACGCUGUCAGGAUAGAACAGGGAUUCUUGACAGAAGCAUUGCCUGUAAAACUAAUUGGCAUGAAUUGCACUUUAAUGAAGCAGUAUAUUGAAUUCGUGGCAGACAGACUGAUGCUUGAGCUUGGGUUUAACAAGAUAUUCAGAGCAGAGAAUCCAUUUGACUUCAUGGAGAAUAUUUCCCUGGAAGGCAAAACCAACUUCUUUGAAAAGCGUGUCGGAGAAUACCAGAGAAUGGGGGUGAUGUCAAAACCCACAGAUAACUCUUUCACUUUGGAUGCCGACUUCUAGGGGCAGAAGGACACUUCUCCAACUAAGCUUGAAAACUGUUAGCUGGGUUUGCCAUAUUGCCCUCAAUGUUCCGUUCUUUCAGUGUGUGCUGGUACUUUAGGAACGUUUGUGUAGCUGAAGCAGGAAAACAAUUCCUUUAAGGGUUAACUUCUGUAUAUUUAUAACAAUGCAUGAGCUACUCAAUUACAAAAAUUAGUUGAAGAGGCAUGCUCCAUUUUCUGGUAAUUGGAUGCUAGCAGCCCAUCAGCCGCACAGGAAAGUUGAAUGAGAACACUCUUUAGAAUGCAACUGAGAGUCUUACUUGAUCUGCAGAAAGUUACAGGCACUGUGGGUUGGAUCCUAUGAACCUUAGUUGUAGCAGAUCGAUUCCUUCUUUCAGCAGCAUUUUGAGACUCCCCAAAGCCAGUGCUGGGAAAGGAUUUGUCAAAGGAACCUUGUGGAUAAAAUACCUUGAGGGACUACAAUAAGGAGAGGCAAGUCCUUCAUUCUAGCCAAUGCAGUGCUGUGGACUAGGAUUUCCACCAGUGCAAGACCCCCUGCAUCAGAUUUUUUGUGAGCCUUAGAGGUCUGAGAAGGUAAGGUAGGCGAGAUCCCAGGUGCAUGUUACAUUCACAGUUCAUAGGAUGCAGCCUUUUCUAACUUCAUUGCCUCUUCGCUGGUUUUAAAUUUACUCUCUUAAUUGUUUGUACGAAAACCUGGCACUUUAAAUAAAGGUCUGGCCUGUAAUUCCUAGAAAAGGCUGGCAAUAUGUGUGAGUUUAGAAUAAACUCUUUUUAGACUGCUUUUUUUUUUUGCUGUAACUUAGUUGUUGUACUCUGUAAAAAUGUGUAAGUGCUGAAAUGAAAAUCAUUUUGAACAUGUGUAGCGUCUGACAAAGUACUUAAAUAGCCUUGGGGUGGAAGUGAUACUUUAAAUAAAACACCAGUUUUCAAAGUGCUGGAUGAAAAUG